CACAUCAUCCAGAGCUCGCGAGGGAAGCGCGAAACCUGUCCGCACAGCGCGCGAGGAGGAGAGAGCUCAACUAUGAAAGCCGGUCCCGAAAAUACUCUUAUUAUUCCAUGAAAACGGACCUUUUACAGGCAGAACACGUUCAUGGAGGAUAUAUUAUACUUGAAUUUUCUUCUCUGUGCACGCGCAAGGUGUCUGUGGAGAAGAAAUAUCGGGAUUUGAGUCAGGGGCUGCUGAACUGAGGAGGAUUUUAUCCUGUUUCACUUCUGAGGAGAAAAUAGUCUCAGCUGAUGCCAACGACCAGAGAAAAUAUAGAAACGACACUAACCGAUGAGGCGCUGAAGAGUCUCACUAAAUGGUAGCGUGAGUGUGUAGUGAUCCAGCAGGAGUUUAGGAACCCCUGCGGUGAGUGCCAUCCACGAAUCAUGGUGCCACAUACCCGACAGGCCUCUCCUCGUGGCAGAGCCUUGUCCCUCCUGCUGCUGCUCUUCCUGGCGGUGCCAAUCCAUGCAGACAGCAUGCCGAGUUUCAUUAAGAUUCCUGAUGAUCAGACAGGGAUUUCAGGAGGGGUGGCGUCCUUCGUGUGCCAAGCGGUCGGGGAGCCUAAACCACGAAUCACCUGGAUGAAGAAGGGCAAGAAAGUCAGCUCACAGCGCUUUGAGGUAAUAGAGUUUGAUGAUGGCUCAGGCUCUGUGCUGCGGAUCCAGCCAUUACGGACACAUCGCGAUGAGGCUAUUUAUGAGUGCACAGCUGCCAACAGCGUUGGAGAAAUUAACACUAGUGCUAAACUCACUGUAUUAGAAGAGGACCAGAUCCCUCACGGCUUCCCCACCAUAGACAUGGGCCCGCAGCUGAAGGUGGUGGAGCGAACGCGCACUGCUACCAUGCUCUGUGCCGCCAGCGGGAACCCUGACCCGGAGAUCACCUGGUUCAAAGACUUCCUGCCUGUCGACAUUAACAGCAGCGAUGGACGAAUCAAACAGCUCCGUUCAGGGGCUCUGCAGAUCGAGAACAGCGAGGAAUCGGACCAGGGCAAGUAUGAUUGUUACAUUGAUUAUUGUGUGGCGGUGAACAGCGCAGGAACACGCUACUCCGCUCCUGCCAACCUCUACGUCAGAGUCCGGCGAGUUCCGCCACGUUUCUCAAUCCCGCCUACCAAUCACGAGGUGAUGCCAGGUGGCAGCGUGAACCUCACCUGCGUGGCGGUGGGCGCUCCCAUGCCCUAUGUGAAGUGGAUGAAGGGGGAACAGGAACUUACCAAAGAGGAGGAGAUGCCUAUUGGCCGAAAUGUGCUGGAGCUCACCAACAUACAACAGUCUGCUAACUACACCUGUGUAGCUAUAUCCUCUCUGGGCAUGAUCGACACCACGGCUCAGAUCACCGUCAAAGUGAUCCAUACAGCUAGCGCUGAUAUCAGUUGUGUACUUAAAGUCGCUGAUUAUCUGGCCAAAGUCUCAGACAAUGGCUUCCAGGAAGUAGACGGAGUGGCGUCAACGCGCUACAGCAUCGGUGGCUUGAGCCCGUACUCUGAGUACGAAUUCCGCGUCAUGGCGGUCAAUAACAUCGGCCGCGGGCCGCCCAGCGGGACGGUGGAGACCCGCACCAGUGAACAGGCGCCCUCGUCUCCUCCCCUGCGCGUUCAGGCCCGGAUGCUGAGCGCCACGACCAUGCUGGUGCAGUGGGAACCUCCAGAGGAGCCCAACGGACAGAUACGAGGAUAUCGAGUGUACUACACGCCCGACAUGCACUUCCCGCUCAGCACAUGGCAGAAACACAACACAGAGGACAGCAGCCUGACCACUAUCUCCGGCCUGGUACCUGACAUCACGUACGGCCUCCGCGUGCUGGCGUUCACCUCUGUGGGAGACGGGCCGCCCUCGGACAUACUGCAGGUUAAAACACAGCAAGGAGUGCCGGCACAGCCCACUGGUUUUGAAGCAGAGGCAGAGCUCGACACCCGGAUCAUGCUGUCAUGGCUGUGGCCCGUUCAGGAUCAGAUCACCAAAUAUGAGCUCACAUACUGGGAGGCUGACUCUGACAACAAGCACCGUAUCAUCUUUAACCCAGCUGGUUCGUAUGCUGUUGAAGGCCUGAAGCCAGACACACUCUACAAGUUUACUCUAGCCGCUCGCUCUGAGAUGGGACUUGGGGUGUACACACAGCCCAUAGAGGCCCGGACGGCCCAGUCCACCCCGUCCGCCCCCCCACAGGAAGUGCACCUGAUCAGUCUCAGCUCCACCAGCAUCAAGGUGAGUUGGGCGGCUCCUCCAGCCGCCAGUCGCCACGGCAACAUCGUCAGGUACUCUCUGGCCUAUCAGGCGGUGUCAGGCGAGGACCAGCAACGUCACGAGGUCAAGGACAUCCCCGCGGAUGUGUCCAGCUACGUGCUGGAGGGGCUGGAGAAGUGGACGGAGUACGUGGUGAGGGUCAAAGCGCACACAGACGUGGGACCCGGCCCGGAGAGCAGCAGCACCCGCGUCAGAACCAAAGAGGACGUGCCUGGCGCCCCUCCACGCAGGGUUGAGGUGGACAACGUGAACUCCACGGCCCUGCGGGUGUCCUGGAAGCCUCCUCUGCAGCAGAAACAGCACGGACAGAUCCGCGGCUAUCAGGUGGUUUACUCACGGCUGGAGAACGGAGAGCCGCGCGGACAGCCCAUCAUUCUCUCUCUCUCUCUCUCUCUCUCUCAGGAGGCCAUCAUCACAGGCCUGCUGCCUGAAACCACAUAUUCAGUGACUGUGGCGGCGUACACCACUAAGGGAGAUGGAGCACGCAGCAAAGCCAAAGUGGUGACCACAACAGGGGCCGUUCCUGGCAAGCCCACCAUGAUCAUUAGCACCACCAUUGGGAACACAGCUCUGAUCCAGUGGCAGCCCCCUAAAGAGAUGGUGGGCGAACUGAUGGGCUACAGACUGCGCUACAAGCGUGAAGAGGAGGAGACCUACACCACCCAUGACUUGAGACGCACCGACGACCACUUCACUGUCACCGGCCUGCACAAGGGCGCCACCUACAUCUUCAAGCUCUGCGCCAAGAACCGCGCGGGAAACGGAGAGGAGUACAGCAAAGAGAUCAGCACCCCGGAAGACGUGCCCAGCAGUUACCCUCAAAACCUCAGAGUGGUGGGCCUGACGACCACCACCACCAAACUGGCCUGGGACCCUCCGCCUCUGCCCGAGAGGAACGGGAAGAUCAUACGCUAUGUGGUGGUGUACCGUGACAUCAACAGCCAUCAGAACCAGACCAACGGUACCGCCGAGACGCAGAUGACCAUCCAGGGUCUGCAGCCAGACACCACCUAUGACAUCAGAGUGAGGGCGUUCACGGGUAAAGGAGGGGGUCCCAUCAGCCCCAGCAUCCAGAGCAGAACCAUGUCUACAUCCAUGCCUGAGUUCACUAAAAACUUUGGUGUGAAAGCUGUGAUGAAGACCUCUGUCCUGCUCACGUGGGAGGUGCCAGAAACAUACAUGUCCCAAGUGCCUUUCAAGAUCCUGUAUAACCAGCAGAGCGUCGAGGUGCAGGGCGACCUGAAGAGGAAGCUGAUCACGCGCUUGCAGCCGGACACAGAUUACUCCUUUGUGCUGAUGAGCCGAGGGAACAGCGCCGGCGGACUGCAGCAGCAGGUCUCCAUCCGCACCGCCCCGGACCUGUUCACCACCAAACCGGCCCUUUACAAACAAGAUUCAGAGGAGGGCGGCAAACUCACCAUCACACUGCCCAAGGUGCACAACAGCGCCCUCGUCAGUUGGUUUUAUAUAGUGGUGGUGCCAGUAACUACAUCCACUCUACGCCGUUGGGAAAACCCAGAGGAUAUGGAUCUGGAUGAGCUAUUGGGCAGUAAUGGAGACUCAGGUGUAAGAAAGAGGAGGAGGAGACAAACUCAGGACUUCCUGCGGCCUUACAUCGCUGCCAAGCUGGAGAAUCUUCCAGAAACCUUUGUGUUAGGAGACGAGAAAACCUACAGCGGCUUCCAUAACAAACCUCUGCCUGGACAGCAGCAGUAUCGCACGUUUAUAUUGGCAGCACUGAAGGACCGGGACUCGAUGUUCACGGUGAGCCCUUACUCUGAUCCCAUGAUGGUGAAGCUCCACAGCGGGAUGUCCCGUCACGUUGAGGACCCAGAGAUGCUGUGGGUGAUGGGACCAGUGCUGGCCGUCGUCCUUAUCAUCAUCAUCGUCAUCACCAUCCUGCUCUUCAAGAGGAAGCGCUCCUCGCCCUCGGCUAAAGAUGAGCACUCGGCUGGAGUUAAAGAUCACUUACUGGCCCACUCCUCUGACCCCGUAGAAAUGAGGAGGCUCAACUAUCAAACGCAAGGAAUGCGGGAACACCCUCCAGUUUCUGUCUGUGCUUUGGCUGACCACAUCGAGCGGCUGAAAGCCAACGACGGCCUACGCUUCUCACAGGAAUAUGAGUCUAUUGACCCCAGCCAGCAGUUCACCUGGGAAAACUCCAACCUGGAGGUCAACAAGCCCAAGAACCGCUAUGCAAACGUCAUCGCUUACGAUCACUCCAGAGUCGUGCUGACCCCCAUUGAUGGUGUACCGGGGAGCGACUACAUCAAUGGAAACUACAUUGACGGCUACCGCAAGCAGAACGCCUACAUCGCCACUCAGGGUCCUCUGCCCGAGACGUUCAGUGACUUCUGGAGGAUGGUGUGGGAGCAGAGGACCAGCACUAUCGUCAUGAUGACCAGACUGGAGGAGAAGAGCAGGGUGAAGUGUGAUCAGUACUGGCCGAGCCGUGGAACAGAGACAUACGGCAUGAUUCAAGUGUCCAUGCUGGAUACAGUGGAGUUAGCCACCUACAGCGUCAGGACCUUCGCUCUCUAUAAGAAUGGGUCAAGUGAGAAACGGGAAGUUCGGCAGUUCCAGUUCAUGGCCUGGCCGGAUCACGGCGUUCCCGAAUACCCCACGCCAAUUUUAGCCUUUCUACGCAGGGUCAAGGCCUGCAACCCACCUGACGCCGGACCCAUGGUGGUGCACUGCAGCGCUGGCGUGGGUCGGACAGGCUGUUUUAUCAUAAUAGAGGCCAUGCUGGAGCGGAUGAAGCACGAGAAGUCGGUGGAUAUCUACGGUCACGUGACCUGCAUGCGCGCUCAGAGGAACUACAUGGUGCAGACGGAAGAUCAGUAUAUCUUCAUCCACGAGGCCCUGCUGGAGGCCGCCACCUGCGGGAACACAGAGGUCCCGGCGCGGAGCCUGUACACACACAUCCAGAAACUCACGCAGGUGUCACCAGGAGACACUGUCACCGCCAUGGAACUGGAGUUUAAGAAACUGGCCAACUCUAAAGCACACACCUCUAGAUUCAUCAGCGCUAGUCUGCCGUGCAACAAAUUCAAGAACCGACUGGUCAACAUCAUGCCCUUCGAGUCCAGCCGUGUGUGUCUGCAGCCAAUCAGAGGGGUGGAGGGGUCCGACUACAUUAACUCCAGCUUCAUCGACGGAUACAGGCAGCAGAAGGCGUAUAUCGCCACACAAGGUUCUCUCUCUGAAACCACAGAGGACUUCUGGAGGAUGCUUUGGGAGCACAACUCCACCAUCGUGGUGAUGCUGACGAAGCUCAGAGAGAUGGGACGGGAGAAGUGUCAUCAGUACUGGCCUGCAGAGAGAUCCGCACGCUACCAGUACUUCGUCGUGGACCCCAUGGCUGAAUACAACAUGCCGCAGUACAUCCUACGGGAGUUUAAAGUCACAGACGCCAGGGAUGGCCAGUCUAGGACGAUCCGUCAGUUUCAGUUCACCGAUUGGCCAGAACAAGGCGUGCCAAAGACAGGAGAGGGCUUUAUUGAUUUCAUUGGCCAAGUCCACAAAACCAAGGAGCAGUUUGGUCAGGACGGACCAAUUACUGUUCACUGCAGUGCUGGUGUGGGCAGAACAGGGGUCUUCAUCACUUUAAGUAUUGUUCUGGAGCGGAUGAGGUAUGAAGGGGUGGUGGACAUGUUCCAGACCAUAAAAACGCUCCGCACGCAGAGACCUGCCAUGGUACAGACCGAGGACCAGUACCAGCUGUGCUACAGAGCAGCUCUGGAGUACCUUGGCAGCUUCGAUCACUAUGCAACAUAACCACUCCCAGAAUGCCUCAGAACGGAGAGCCGCCACUUGUUUCUGAGCCAUAAUCAUCCUACCUAUUCAGUCACCACUGCUGGAGAGAGAGAGAGAGAGAGAGAGAGCAAAUCAGAAGAGAGGAGAGAUCACUGGAACUUCAGCGCAACCCUGUUCCUCUUCUGAAAACAGCAACAAACGCUUCCUUCUGGUCUCUAAUGCUCAGCUCCUGUCUCUGUAUUACCUUACUGCUUUAUGAUUACGAUCGUUUCAUUUUCAUAUCGAUCAACAUCAUCCACCAUUGUUUUUAUUAUCAUUAUUAUUAUUGUAUCAUCAUUACGAUUGGUAUAUCUGUCAGAAAAUACAAUAUUUGUAUCAUUUAUGCUGAUCAUUGCAUAUCUGAGGGGUUCUUUUUAUUCUUAUUUUUUUCUUAUAUUAUUAUUAUUCCUUUAUAAUUUUUUCGUAUGUAUGUUCAGUUAUUUUUAGCACAUGUGGACAUGUAUUUUCACAUGACCCAGGUUACUAAUACUAUAAGAGGUGUACUCAGAGCUGCUGAUGAUUUCUUACUUUUUAUCAUUAUUAUAUUUUAAUGAUCUACUUUUAUUUGGUGGGAAAAGGGGAACUUUUAUAAAAUAUACAAUUAAAACAACCUUUUCACCUCCUGAUACUUUAUAAAACAGUAUAAUCAAGUAUAAAAGAGAUGAAACGCUUACACCCGAGUUAGUGAGCUUAAUGAACCUGCCGUCGUUAAGGACACUGAAUAAACCAAUGAAACGAGAGAACGCGUUCAGAGCCGUUCUGCUCUGAAUAGCAGUGAGCAGACGCUUUCUGGAAACCCUCCAUUCUUGAGUGAAAGAAAGACAAGAGAAAUGGUGUUCCUGCUGCCACAGCAAAGUCUUUAUCCCAUGCCGGGUCAGCUGGGGUCAAAGAUCAGGCCUCGACCCGACAGACCUGCACACACACACACAUGUACAGCCAUCACGUACCUCCAGUAGAACCACGGCCAUCCGUCAUUCGCUCAGACCAGCAGCUGAAGUGGGGAAAGUCUGCGGCAGAAAACAGACGGCUGAGGCUGGGACUCUCCACGUGUGGUAUUAUUAACGGCCAUCCGAUCAUUUCUCACUGUGGCUCGUAAAGACAAAUCUCCCGUAACGUCGCGACAGCAUCAUCAGACUGAAAAUAUGUGCAUACUCAAGUGUUUCUUUCCUCCUAUGGCCUGAGCACAAAGUAAGAUGAAAAAUGCGGACACGGGAAGAAUUCAUUUGACUUUGUGUUCGCAUAGAGACAAAACGGCAUUCAAUCUGUUGUACAGGCGGUCUGUUUUCUAUUUGUUAAUAAAAAGGAGGGAAAUA
Messenger RNA from Sinocyclocheilus rhinocerous, 7393 nucleotides. RefSeq names its product protein tyrosine phosphatase receptor type Fa (gene ptprfa). The transcript is spliced from 34 exons. Gene Ontology annotation, molecular function: protein binding; protein tyrosine phosphatase activity. Gene Ontology annotation, biological process: protein dephosphorylation. The record is from RefSeq and is a predicted model, not a curated record. Bases 423 to 6062 code for a protein of 1879 amino acids. Lineage: Eukaryota; Metazoa; Chordata; Actinopteri; Cypriniformes; Cyprinidae.